Molecule: messenger RNA, 1632 nt
Organism: Impatiens glandulifera
Lineage: Eukaryota; Viridiplantae; Streptophyta; Magnoliopsida; Ericales; Balsaminaceae
Product: cytochrome P450 734A1-like
Exons: 5
Coding region: 10-1593 (527 amino acids)
Biological process (GO): brassinosteroid homeostasis; brassinosteroid metabolic process
Molecular function (GO): oxidoreductase activity, acting on paired donors, with incorporation or reduction of molecular oxygen; heme binding; monooxygenase activity
Source: RefSeq, a predicted model, not a curated record
AGAGAUAAAAUGGAGGUGGUGGUUUGGUGGUGGUUGAUGGCGGCGAUGGGCGGAUACAUGGUGGCGUUUGUGUGGGUAAAAGUAUGGUGGAGGCCGAGAAAGAUUCAGCGACAGUUAUCAAAACAAGGGAUUAAUGGUCCACCUUAUCAUCUUUUACUUGGAAACAUAAAAGAAAUUGUCAGCUUGACCGCCAAGGCAACUUCUUCUCUUCCAUUGUCUCCUCCCCACAAUAUCCUUCCUAGGGUUCUUCCUUUCUACCAUCAUUGGAACAAAAUCUAUGGUUCGACGUUCGUGUUAUGGUUCGGGUCCAGUCCUAGACUAAUAAUAUCGGAAUCGGUCCUAAUAAGAGAGAUUCUCGUGGUGAAACAAGACUUGUUUGAGAAAGUAGACCCACCUACGCAAAUGAAAAAUCUCGAAGGCCAUGGCUUGACCACUCUCAACGGUCACAAAUGGUCUCUUCAUAGGAGAAUUUUGUCACCCCUUUUUCACAUUCAAAACAUCAAACUCAUGGUGCCUACCAUCUGUAAGACAACGAAGCAAAUGCUAGACACAUGGUCGGAAAUGUCAUCAUCUUCAACCUCGGGAAAUCUAGAGAUUGAGCUCUCACAAUGGUUUCUUACAUUGACCGGUGAUAUUAUCACACAUGCUGUAUUUGGAACCAGCUAUCAACAAGGAAAAGCCAUUUUUAAUUCACAAGCUCAACAAGUUCUUGAUGCCAUUGGCUCUUAUAACAAGGUUUCAAUCCCCGGUUUCAGGUUUGUACCAACUAAAAAGAAUAGAGAUUCUUGGAAAUUGGAGAGACAAAUGAGAACGUCGUUGAUAAAGUUGAUAGAAGAAAGGAUAAAGAAUAUUGAUGAUCAUCAACGGCGGGAUAAUUGUUUCGCCGGCGAUGACGUCUUGGACUUGAUGAUAAAGGCGAGGAUUAGUGAUCAGGCUUAUCCUUCUUCUUCUACCUCGGAAUCUGCAAUCGCCGUCGAGGAUAUUGUCGGAGAAUGCAAGAACAUGUUUUUCGCCGGGAAACAAACAACGUCCAAUCUGCUGACGUGGACCACCAUUCUCCUAGCUAUGCAUCCUACGUGGCAGGAAAAGGCACGUGAUGAAGUGUUGAGCGUUUGCGGCGCUGCAAGUGAUAUCCCCACCAAGGACGAUGUUACAAAGCUCAAAACGUUGGGAAUGAUUGUGAACGAAUCGCUACGACUUUAUCCACCGCCAGUAGCGAUUCUAAGACGAGCCAAAGUUGAUGUGGAGCUUGGAGGCUACGUGAUACCUGGUGGAACCCAAGUGUUGAUUCCGACCCUAGCCGUUCAUCAUGACCCUAUUCUAUGGGGCAAUGAUUCGACCGAAUUCAACCCUGACCGGUUCUCCAAAGGUGUGGCCGGCUCAACAAACCAUCCAAUGGCCUUUAUGCCCUUCGGCAUUGGGCCACGAAGAUGCAUUGGACAAAACCUAGCUAUUCUACAAGCCAAGCUAACACUUGCCAUGAUCUUAAAACGCUUCACAUUUCAUCUUUCGCCGGAAUAUCGUCAUGCACCAACAAUUAUGAUACUUCUACAACCUCAACAUGGCGCAAAAAUCAUUGUCCGGAAGUUGUAGACACUUAGUAAAGAAUUAUAAAUCGCAUAAAUAUUGGUU